This is a messenger RNA of Raphanus sativus (radish), 726 nucleotides long. RefSeq lists its product as uncharacterized. The record is from RefSeq and is a predicted model, not a curated record. Lineage: Eukaryota; Viridiplantae; Streptophyta; Magnoliopsida; Brassicales; Brassicaceae. Bases 1 to 726 code for a protein of 241 amino acids. The transcript is spliced from 2 exons.
AUGGUGAAACGGCAAGGUUUUGGUCAGAUAACUGGUCUCCAUUUGGUGACUUACAAACUUAUCUACAAGCUUAACACUCAAGACUGGGCAUACCUCGACAAGCUACUGUGGCUUCUCUCUCCUGUGAUGGAUUACUAUGAAUGGGAAAUUGAUGGGCAAGUUUACUCAAGCUUCAAAACAGGUACUAUCUAUGACUACCUAACAGAGUACAAACCAGAUGUACCUUGGCAUUCUGUGGUUUGGUUCUCAAGAGCACUUCCACGACACAGCUUCUAUACGUGGCUUGUGAUCCAGAACAGGAACCCAACCCGUGAUAGGCUACUGCAGUGGGGACUUCAGGUCGAUGAUCGAUGUUUGCUCUGUAACGCAGCUCAAGAGUCUAGAGACCACUUAUACUUCGGCUGUAAUUAUAGUUUCGAUCUGUGGGUAAAGGUGGCGAGACGUCUACAAAUCCCUCCACAUCGUGACUGGCUUGACACUCUUAAUCAGUUGAUGUCCCUAUCAGCGCCACUUCCGCAGCGUCUCCUCUCGCUAUUGGCUUGGCAAUCGACGAUGUACUGGUUAUGGGGUGAGAGGAAUGUGCGACUCCACUCCCAAGUCUUCCGAUCAACGGAUCAGGUCUUCAAGCUCCUCGAUCGUCAACUAAGGAACAAGCUUUCAUCUUUCCGUGAUUCAAAUCCUGCAAGAUCCUCGACUAUGAUGGAUAGUUGGUUUCGAAUGGGAUGA